UGUUAUAUGCCUUUACCAACACUUAUCAAUAUAUUGGACGAAAAUGUGUAUACAAAAGUUAAAGUAACCAUUUUCAUGAGUGAUAAGGGCCAAUUGUUUAGUGCGAGACAUUCGAGCGCCCAGUGACAGGGCAGGUAUAAUCGCCAAAAGCGCGCAAUGGGUCGCGCAUCGUAGUUUUUGUUCAUCGGCUGCUGGCGGAUAGAAGAAUCCGCAUCCGCUGUAAAACGUUUUAGCUAAAAUCGGGUAGUUUCGCGGUUGGAAGCGUGCCAAGGAGCCAGAGAGGAGUGAUCAUGACCCUGGAGACGCAGCCCGUUGGUGGGGUGUGCGAUGGGAAAAUUGCCGGACUCUAUGACUUGGAAGAGACCCUUGGUUCCGGACACUUUGCUGUGGUUAAGUUGGCACGACAUGUCUUCACCGGCGCCAAGGUUGCCGUCAAAGUGGUAGAUAAGACCAAAUUGGAUGAAGUGUCCAAGGCGCAUCUAUUUCAGGAAGUGCGAUGUAUGAAGCUUGUACAGCACCCAAACGUCGUUCGUCUCUAUGAAGUCAUCGACACCCAGACCAAGCUGUACCUGGUGCUAGAGCUAGGAGAUGGCGGCGAUCUAUAUGAUUACAUAAUGAAGCAUGAUACCGGGCUAAGCGAGGAACUGGCCCGGAAAUAUUUCCGCCAAAUCCUACGUGCAAUCACGUACUGUCAUCAGCUACACGUGGUGCACAGGGACCUUAAGCCGGAAAACGUGGUGUUUUUUGAAAAGCUAGGCUUGGUCAAGCUGACCGACUUUGGAUUCAGCAACAAAUUCUCGCCGGGGCAAAAACUUGAGACUUUCUGUGGAAGCUUGGCAUACUCUGCUCCGGAGAUUUUGCUGGGUGACUCCUACGAUGCUCCAGCAGUAGACAUUUGGUCAUUGGGAGUGAUCUUGUAUAUGCUAGUAUGCGGUCAGGCGCCUUUUGAAAAGGCCAAUGACUCGGAAACCCUCACAAUGAUCAUGGACUGCAAGUAUACGGUGCCGUCUCAUGUGUCGACGGACUGCCGGAAUCUUAUUGCGUCGAUGCUGGUAAGGGAUCCAAAGAAACGGGCCACCGUUGAGGAGAUUGCUGCAUCGGCCUGGCUGAAAUCAAUUGAUGAGCCAGACGGCACUACAAAUGCAUCGGGCACCACGGAACACUUUCUUCCAUUGGUCAGCCGAGAGCAGCUGGGUGAGGAAGACCACGCUUUUAUCAUUCAAAAAAUGAUAAACGGAAAUAUUGCGUCCAAGGAAGAGAUAUUGCAGGCUCUCGACAAAAACAAGUACAAUCACAUAACGGCCACGUAUUUUUUGCUGGCGGAACUUCGGCUACGCCGGCGGCGAGAAGAACUGGCCCAAAAGCAGAGGCUAUUAAACGAUCCUGGCUUAAAGUCUGGUGAACCAACCCGCAAGCCUGUGCCGGAAAAACCUAGUCCCACAGAAGCUCUCAAGGAAGCUGUAUCCAUCAGCAUUAAUGUGACAUCCGCAGGUCAUCUGGGAAACGAUGCCGGAAAACCAGACAAGCGCAGCCGCAAGUGCAGUAUUGUGAGGGAGGAGGAUGAAGAGGAAUCGUCUAACGAAUGCUCGGGCACUGGAAACGAACUCGUGGUGUCAUGCCCGCGGAGGGUAACAGACUCUGUGGACAUUCUCUGCCGACCAAUUAAAGAGCAGGCAAAAACAGAGCCACCAAGCCCUGCUAAGGGUCAGAAUUCGCCCAGUUUUGGAGUCCCAAGCAAUUCUCGCACAAAGAUAGUCGUUUCCGUAGACGCUACACUGGCCCAGAAGCUAAAGCAGAUGGAAAAGAGUGCCAAGAUUGACGAGGACACGCUGAGUGGCCUUAAAGAACUGGAAAUAGGAAAGCUAAAGCCGUUGCCAAGCAGCAGCAAGAACCCAGUGCUUACACACCGGCGCACAAAAUUGAACAAAAUCCGAACACCGUCCUGCAGCAGUUCGGAGGCAUCAGACGAUGACACCAAAACGCGAAAUAAGAAAAAAAUCAACAAGUUCGUAGGAGACACCCCCGUGCGGUUUCGUAUGCACCGACGGGACUCGCACGAUGACUCAAGCGACUCGCAGGAUCAGUUGUAUCCACCCCCAGGCUCGGCCAGCAGUGCUGCGAACUUUAUAUCCAAAGGAGGCUCUGUAAGCGGCAAAAAGGAGGGACAAUCACAGUGUAAAGAGCAAAACAAAUCUGAAGAAACAAGGAAAUCUCACACACAAAAAUGCCGGAAGCAGCAUAAGGACCAUGGUGACAAGCAUUCCCAGGCUGACAAACUACAAGCAGAGAGUACUACAGCUAAUACGGCAACUUCUUCGACUAGAAGGCGACGGAUGCGCGAAAGCCAAUCGCUUGACAGAAUCACAGAGGCUCAGGAGUACGACAUGCGGCACCGCUGCUACGCGGAAAGUGAGGCACCAUCCUCGUCAUCGUCGUCCACCCUACAUAUCGAUCAGAGAAACUCUCUGAUUAACCUGAACACUAGCACAUUCUCGCUUGCCGAAACCAAGGAGGAAUACGACGAGGACCCCGCCGGGAGUACCACAGACCAAAUCAUGAACACUUUGAAUGCAGCCAAAGCCACGUUGCAACAAGAGCAAUAUUUUAAAAACACCAUUCUAAGUAGAAACUUCAAUAGCCACAAUAAUAACAAUCAUGUUAGCAUCCAGAAAGUCUCUAACAACAGCCAGAAUCAGAAUCAGAGGAAGUCCAACGAAACACCAAAAGAUAUUUACAAUCUAAACUCAAUCGAGAAGAUCGAUCUGAUUUUGGAGGAUAAAAGCCUUACCAAAGCAAUACACGUUUCCGGCGCUAAAUGCUUUGUCACGAAGAAAAUCCGACGGCUUGGAAAGUAUUUUCCCGUGAUUAACUUCUCUUAAUAGACACAGUUACUUCAUUGCAAAGUGCAUUCUAACUUGGUUAAGCGAACUACGUAGAAAAUAUGAUGCAUGUAUUAAUUACAAAUCGUAAAAAGUUAUAUCCCGUAUAUAAGAAGCGCGCGAGAAUAUUUAAAUUUAGUGGUAGCGUAAUUGUUUUUGUCUGUCGUCAUAUUACGCUUAAAUUAUUCUAAAUAUAUUAAUUUAUGUAUAAUUGUAAGUCUAAUCACUCAAUGCAAUAUUUAGUGAAAAUACAUUAAACAAAUAUAAAGUGCCGCAUUAAAAAA
Molecule: messenger RNA, 3163 nt
Organism: Drosophila bipectinata
Lineage: Eukaryota; Metazoa; Arthropoda; Insecta; Diptera; Drosophilidae
Gene: Snrk
Product: SNF related kinase
Biological process (GO): intracellular signal transduction; protein phosphorylation
Cellular component (GO): cytoplasm
Molecular function (GO): protein serine/threonine kinase activity; ATP binding
Source: RefSeq, a predicted model, not a curated record